AUGGUGGACAAGGCAUGGGUACAUUUGUGCAGAGCUGAUCCUGCUUAUGAGAGUGGUGCUUGGAGUUUUGUUCGCUCUGUGUCUGCGGCAUUAGGAGACACGAACGUCAUAGUAUGUCCAUGCAUAGACUAUCGUAAUGUAGAUCGUCAUGAGAUCAGUGAAGUAGUCGGCCAUCUUGUAACAAGAGGAAUGGAUGAGGUUUACAAGCUACAGACAGAUUGGUAUCAUCAUGGAGAAGUUACUUCAGGGACUGUGGGUGAAGCAAAGAAGCAUCAUUGGAGUGAUGAAAUUUAUGAUUUAUACAGAGCUGUGGAAAAUGUAGAUUCAGAAAUGGUUAGUAAGGAUGACUUGGGUGAGAUUGCAGAGGUUGAGGACAAGAAAGAAGAUGAGUUCCUUGCUAAGUUUCGAGAUGCUGAAACACCACUAUAUGGAAGCUGUGAAAAUCAUAGCAAGCUAUCUGCUAUUGUUUCACUUUUUAGACUGAAGACACAAAAUGAAUGGUCUGACAAGAGUUUCAAUGAUCUACUUGAGACAUUGACUGGAAUGUUGCCUGCGGAUAAUGUCCUCCAUACAUCUUUAUACGAGGUGAAACAAUUCUUGAAGUCGUUUGAUAUGGGCUAUGAAAAAAUUCAUGCUUGUGUAAAUGAUUGUUGUCUGUUCAGAAAGAAGUACAAGAAGCUUCAAAAUUGUCCAAAAUGCAAUGCCUCACGAUGGAAGAUUAACCUGCAAACUAGUGAAAUAAAGAAAGGUGUCCCUCAGAAAGUUUUGCGGUAUUUUCCGAUCAUCCCACGGUUAAAAAGAAUGUUCAGAUCGGAGGAAAUGGCAAAGGAUCUAAGAUGGCAUUUUAAUAACAAGAGUAGUGAUGGAAAACUGUGCCACCUUAUAGAUUAUGUGACAUGGGAUCAAAUGAAUGAUAAAUAUCCAGUUUUUGCUGCUGAAGAAAGGAAUAUAAGACUUGGACCUUCCACAGAUGGAUUUAAUCCAUUCGACAUGAAGAAUAGUAGGUAUAGUUGUUGGCCUGUCCUGUUAGUAAAUUAUAAUUUGCCUCCUCACCUAUAUAUGAAGAAAGAAAACAUCAUGCUUAUUCUACUUAUUCCUGGUCCACACCAGCCUGGAAAUAGUAUUGAUAUAUACUUAGAACCCCUUAUUGAUGAUCUGUGUCAUCUUUGGACCAUUAGUGAUUUUCCUGCAUAUGGAAAUCUUGAUGGAUGUAAAGUGAAGGGUAAAAUGGGAUGCCCUGUGUGUGGGAAACACACAGAUAGUACUUGGUUGAAGUUCUGUAGGAAGCAUAGAUCUAGUAGGAAGAGAAAAAAGCCUGGUUGUGUUGGGUUAGAUUCUGAUGGUGAGGAUAUAACUAGUGAAUCAGAGGAGGAUGAGGAAGAAGUUGAAAUAGACGAGGAUGAGUUAUCAAGAUGGAAGAAACGGUCAAUAUUUUUCAGACUGCUGUAUUGGGAGGAACUACCAGUACGAAAAAAUUUGGAUGUAAUGCAUGUAGAGAGAAAUGUGGCUUCAAGUAUUGUAUCUACAUUGUUACAUUGUGGAAAAUCAAAGGAUGGUCUGAAUGCUCGUAAGGAUUUGGAAGUCCUUGGUAUUAGGAAAGAUUUGCAUCCUAGGAUCCAUGGAAAAAGAACAUACCUUCCGGCAGCACCUUGGUCUUUAUCCAAGACAGAGAAAAAAAUAUUUUGUAAGCGUCUUAUUGGAUUUAAAGGUCCUGAUGGGUAUUGUUCAAAUAUAUCAAGGGGAGUUUCACUGGAGGACUGCAAGAUUAUUGAACUCAAAUCACAUGAUUAUCAUGUGUUGAUGCAGCAACUUCUUCCAGUUGCAAUGGGAGGUCUAUUACCUAAAGGUCUCAGGAUUGCAAUUUCAUGGAUAUGCACAUUUUUCAACCAUUUAUGUCAGCGAGUUAUUGAUAGGGAACAACUGUUGGUAAUGGAAAAAGAUAUUGUGGAAACUCUCUACAUGUUUGAACGGUUUUUUCCUCCAAGCUUCUUCGACAUUAUGGUGCACUUGACAGUUCAUCUUGGAAGUGAAGCUAGACUUGGUGGACCUGUCCAUUUUAGAUGGAUGUACCCAUUUGAAAGGUACAUGAAAGUUCUAAAAAAUUUUGUAAGAAACCCAGCAAGACCAGAAGGGUGUAUAGCUGAGUCUUACCUUGCAGAAGAGUGCAUGCACUACUCCAAUUACUCUUACGGAAAUGGACAUGAAAAUAGCACAUAUGGCUGUCAUUCACAAUAUGGCUAUUGUAGAUCCGUUUGUAGAGUUUCUAUGGAUUCUAAAGUACAUGAAGAAACGCUAAAGUGGUUUGCCUAUGGUCCACGUUGUACUGCAAGAUCAUAUACUGGUUAUAUAGUGAAUGGACAACGGUUUCAUACUAGCUCAUUUGAUAGGCAAACUCAGAACAGUGGGGUUUUUUAUGAGGCAACUGCGAUGUGUAGAUCCAGUGUAAAAGAUAUUUCACAUGUCGUUGAUUGGGUUUCAUACUACGGAACAUGGGCAGUUAGAGGUAAUGGAGUGAAAGUAGAAGAUGGGUUCACGUUUGUUAACCUGAAUCAGAGUCAGGGUCCAUCAAGAAGAUACAGUGAGGAAGAUGUUGAAGAUGCAGAUCUUGGAUUAUUGCCACCAGUUGCGGAUAUUGAUAUUGACAUGGAGGAAGCUCAAAAUGCUAGGACUGAUUGUGAAGGCAUAUAUGUGUGA
This is a messenger RNA of Camelina sativa (false flax), 2694 nucleotides long. The record is from RefSeq and is a predicted model, not a curated record. NCBI's taxonomy places the organism in Eukaryota, Viridiplantae, Streptophyta, Magnoliopsida, Brassicales, Brassicaceae.